Molecule: messenger RNA, 2191 nt
Organism: Pteronotus mesoamericanus
Lineage: Eukaryota; Metazoa; Chordata; Mammalia; Chiroptera; Mormoopidae
Gene: SRFBP1
Product: serum response factor binding protein 1
Exons: 10
Coding region: 1-1731 (576 amino acids)
Biological process (GO): maturation of SSU-rRNA
Cellular component (GO): nucleus; 90S preribosome
Source: RefSeq, a predicted model, not a curated record
AUGAAGGUAAAGGAAAUGUUUAACAAAGAUGUUAAAGAUACAGAUUUUCAUAAGGAAGAAUCACAAGAUGCAGAUUACAGCCAGCCCUGGAGUCCUGAAGCAGCGGUUGGCUCCGCCUGGGCAACUCUGGGCAAGAAAUUUAGCUCCUUGUUAAGUCAGAUUCCACGUCUCUACGAACAGCUCCGAGAGCCUCCAGCGGACCACCCGCCCGCGCCUGAUCUCCAUAGGAACGCGCAAUUCCGGCGCGUAGCAUUCUGCUCCGGAAGUUGUUGUCCCACACUUCCGUACUUCCCUCCAGAGUCUUUGUUUCUGUUAUAUGUGCAUUGGUUACCUCUUCCGUCUGAUGAGUUUUGGGCUGAAGAGGCCGCCGUUGAGGGGGCGUUGCGACGCAGAUGCCGUACAGGAGACACAGUUCACGUGCCGGCGGCGGCGGGUCCUCUUCCUGCGUCUGCCAUGGCCGAAUCCGGGACUCUGAACCUCAAUAACGAGGUUGUGAAGAUGAGAAAAGAAGUGAAGAGAAUCCGAGUUUUGGUUAUCCGAAAACUUGUCAGGAGUGUUGGCAGACUCAAGUCAAAAAAGGGUACCGAAGAUGCACUGUUAAAAAACCAAAGACGGGCACAACGAUUACUUGAAGAAAUUCAUGCCAUGAAGGAAUUGAAACCUGAUAUAGUAACAAAAUCUGCUCUUGGUGAUGAUAUCAAUUUUGAAAAAAUCUGCAAAAAGCCUGAUUCUACUGCAGCUGAAAGAGCAACUGCCAGAUUAGCAACACACCCUCUUCUGAAGAAAAAAAUAGAUGUGCUAAAAGCUGCUGUCAAAGCCUUUAAAGAUGCAAGACAAAAUGAUGCUGGAGUUCAGUCAUCAAAGAAUGCUUCAGAAGAAAAUUAUUCCAAGGACGCUUCAGGUUCAAAUGAUGAUGCCAUUAAGUUACAGCAUGAAGGAGCUAUUAACAGUGAGCAGAAAGACAAAGAAGCCAAAAUGUUGGCAAAGAAACCAGUAAAUAGUUCAAAAGUAAAAAUAGCCAAGAUGGAACAUGGACCCCAAACAGGGGACAUUCCAAAUUCUCCAUCAGAGCCUUCUGAAAAGGAUUCUCUAGCUCCCUCUGAACCCCAGAAGGUACCAAAAAUGACACCGUUACGUCAAAACAAACAAAAAAAAGCAUCCAAUAGCUCACUUGGUGAAAACAGUGAUGGAGAAGAAUUGCUUGAAGAAGAGAAAGAGUAUUUUGAUGACAGCACAGAAGAAAGGUUUUACAAUCAGUCUUCCGUGUCUGAGGAUAGUGACAGUGGUGAUGACUUCUUCAUUGGGAAAGUCAGACGGACACGGAAGAAGGACAGUAAUUGCCAUUCUUCGGCGUUAGCACAAAAAUCCCCCCAAAAGAUGUCCCCUGAAGAGAAUAUACUUGAAACCUGUCAGGGUAUAAGAAACGACAAAAGCAAGCCAAGUACAGAAGCAAGGAAGUUUGAAUCAGUGUUUUUCCAUUCCUUAUCUGGAUCUAAAAACUCUAGAAGAAGUUACAGAGAACAGGCUCCAAAAAGCAACACCCCAGGUUUUCAGCAAAAUGAACCUCAGCUGAAGAAUCAGUUCAUUAAGCAUGCCCAAAGAGGACCCAAAAAUACAGAACAGCAGACACAACUGCCUCUUCAUCCUUCAUGGGAAGCAAGCAGGAGGCGAAAGGAACAGCAAUCUAAAAUUGCUGUGUUUCAGGGGAAAAAAAUUACAUUUGAUGAUUGAUUAGUACCUCUUUUUGUAAACUUUCCAUCUCAAAAUUUUUGUUGUUGUUGUUGUUUUCCAGCCCACAAUUUAAACUCAUAUUGGAAUAAGUCUCUUUGGAGGGGGCAUAGAAAUAAGUUUAUUGUUGUUUUUACUUCUCCUUAAGUGUUCAAGUUAUGUUUACAUAAACCUUCCACAAAUCAACUACAUAAAUUGGUUUUUAAAAAUAUGCCCUGACCCCUUUAUAAAAGAAUUUUGAGUUUAUAACUCAGAUUUCCUCAUUUGUGCUUAUCAUGAAGUGUACUUCACUGGAUUGGGUCUGUGUUUCUUUGCCUUGAAAAUAAAUGUUGAGAUAUAUUUAAAAUAAUGGAAAAAUAUGAGGAAAUUGUAGCUAUGUAAAAUAUAGAUCACCCUUGCUAAAAGUUAUUCUUGUUAGCAAAUUAAAGUUAAGAUAAUGUUUAUAAUGGAUAUACAGAUUAUA